Messenger RNA from Kuraishia capsulata CBS 1993, 873 nucleotides. RefSeq lists its product as uncharacterized. The record is from RefSeq and is a predicted model, not a curated record. The transcript has a single exon. Lineage: Eukaryota; Fungi; Ascomycota; Pichiomycetes; Pichiales; Pichiaceae. The coding region runs from base 1 to 873 and encodes 290 amino acids.
AUGAACUACACUCAACGAAUACUGUUUUUCAACGGUGAAGACUCGCCCCCAGAAGCUCUCACCACAGGAGGCGGCCGACACAUCUUUGCCAUAUCCAAAACAGUGUUCAACUGGCUGUAUUCAAUAUCCCUGGGUUUAUUCUUUAUUGUGUUUCUGGGUCUUUGCUCAAUUGUUCCGAUAGACGUUAUUAUCAAAUCAAAAACUUCGUCGCAUCUUGCAGUUAAUACGCUCAUCGUGUUAAUUGCUUGCGGUCUGUUUGCCGGAUUGUGUAUAUUUAUAUAUGCGCUCCGGAUAUAUGUCCUGAGAGUUCAUCUCCAAGAUAUCCCAAAGCCCUACAUGCCCACUGAUGCCAACGAUAUACCGUCAAAGUGUGCCGUGUAUAUCAAAGAGCAACUCAUACGAUGCGAGAAGAUCACGGCAAGGGCAAUGCCCCACGAACUAGUCAAACAUCCAGGAUUAUACUAUCACAAGGACUACGACGAUGUUGAACAGAUUGACUUGUUUGGUGAGAAAGAGAAUGAGAAGAUCCAUAGGAAGACACCUAGCAAGUUGGUCGACCCGGCUGCUGGGUUUUUACCCAAUAAUCUGGUUUACGAGAACGUUGUCAGGAUCAUAGGCAACGAGAUCAAGUACAACGGGUACUUAGUUAUGGACAAUCGGGAAUGGGUGAAUGUUCCUCAGAAGAUGAGCUUCAGAGAGGUGAUGACGUUGAUGGACGAUGGCAACUUGGAACGUUCCGACCCGGCUUUAUUAGAGGAGCUUCUUUCUACUUACGAGCGAUUGAGGUUCAGCGGCCAGUUGAUAUCAGAAGAUGAUUUUCUGAAGUUCAUGGAGCUUCUUUCUAAGUGGAAGUCGUUGCAGAACGGAAGAUGA